GUCUCCCCUACCCAUUCAAUAUCUCAGCAAAGAUGAGCCAACCACCGGAGCUGCUGGGCGAAAACUAUGGCAUCGAUCACGCAAAAACUGUUUCCCGCUCUGACUAUCGCGCCUACCCCAAAACAGGCAUAGGCAGGCUACCGCUGUUGCCGUCUCUUGGCACUGCACGGGACGAUAGCGGUCCAACUGGGGGCCGAGAUAUACUGCUUGUAUCAGAAGAAUCCGAUCCUGAGAACGGCUCGGGCACAGACGAGGGUCAAGGAUAUGUAGAAUUUGACCUCGGCAGUAAAUUCAAUAGCUCUGCCGAAGGCUGGAAACAAAUGAAUGUUUCCUCGCGGUCUUCCGCAGUAGCGGAUACAAAUCACGAAGAAAUGUCCGCCACCGAGGCAAGCCCGCAGCCCAAAAGCGCUUUGGACCCGGUGAAAGAAGACGACUUCUUCAGCUCGGAGUCUGCGGCGUGGAACCAGAUGAAGAAGGUCACCGCGGACAAUUACUACGAUGAAAUGGGGAAUCUCGAAUUUUCGAGGGAUCAUAGUUUCGGCCUAUUUGAAGGUAAUAGCCGAAAAGAAUACACCAAGAUUGACACAGAAGAGCAGUUGAUUAAGUACGCGAGCCUAGACACCAAAACCGACUUCUUGUUCAGAAGCCAUUCUUCGUCCAGGCUUCACGCCAGUGCCUCCGAGGCUUCCAAAGCAGAAGAUUCCGAAGAAGAGUUUGACGACGAGUCCGAAAACGUCAAUUCUGACGAAACUCUCGCUGGCACCCGUGGCAUGUUGAGAGACUCCCAGAAGUUCGCAUACGUUGGCAUCAUUAAGCUCAUCACCGUGGAAAUGGCCACGGACUUGGCCUUGCUCAAUCAAAAGACAACCAACAAAGUAGCCAAGAAGCUCAAUCUCGGCCAGAAGAACUUUGCCAAUUGGACGAUGUAUAUCAUGUCCAAGCUCUUUGAUCAUCUUGAAGUAUCGCAAGCAGAACAGCAAAUGAUCUCGAAUUUAAGCAUGCAUGGCGUCGAAACAAGUGAUCUCAUGAAGAGUUUGCUUCUGUUGGACCUCAAAAAUCCAAAGUUGGAAAAAGAAGUUCAAGGUUUCGAUCUUCGCUGGGUUCUUGCAUGUGACUUGUUUUUACUACUAUUGAGUGAUGGUUACUACGACAGUCGUUCCCGCACACUAUUGUUUCGAUUUUCUUCAAACUUGAACUUAUCGGGUCUCGAGGUAAGGCAAUUUGAAAGAAGACUCAUUGAAAGCUUGGAAAUGGAUACAAGUCAUAAGACCAUUGAGAACAGAGACGACAAGUUGCGUGACCGGCUGUUCAUUGAGAAACACAUUCAAAAGAACCACAAAAAGAAGUUGGCUUAUAUUGGCUUGGCUACCUUGGGUGGCUCUUUAGCCAUUGGGCUUUCGGCUGGUUUGUUAGCCCCAGUUAUUGGUGCUGGUUUGGCAGCCGGUCUUACAACGGUUGGUAUCACGGGCACCAGUGGUUUCCUAGCUGGAGUAGGAGGAAGCGUGGCGAUCACCACAGGUGGUGUAGCCAUAGGUGCCAAAGUGGGAAAUAAGGCGGGUGCAAGAAGAAUGGGCGAUGUCAACACUUUCGAGAUGAAACCACUUCAUAACAACAAGCGCUCAAAUUUGAUCAUCAGUGUUUCUGGGUGGAUGAACGGUGAAAUGGAUGAUGUUCGACUUCCCUUCUCCACUGUGGACCCGGUCAUGGGGGACAUGUUUUCCUUGUUAUGGGAGCCCGAAAUGUUAAGAUCUAUGGGUCAGACAAUAGGCAUUCUUGCAUCGGAGGCUUUGAGCACAUCUAUUCAACAAAUCCUUGGGGCUACCAUUUUGACUGCCUUAAUGUCUGCCAUUCAGUUGCCGAUGCUACUUUCGAAACUUUCGUAUUUAUUGGAUAACCCAUGGAAUGUCUCGCUAGAUAGGGCCUGGAAGGCAGGUAAGAUCUUGGCAGACACUCUCAUCUCCGGGAAUAUGGGGGUCCGCCCCAUCACUUUGGUCGGAUUUUCUCUUGGUUCCCGAUUAAUUUACUCUUGUUUGAUUGAGUUGGCAAAUCGUGGAGGUUUUGGCUUGAUCGAUAAUGUCAUUCUUCUCGGAAAUCCGGCUACAGUGAAAUAUGAUCAAAUCACACUUGCAAGAUCUGUUGUUAGUGGUAGGUUUAUAAAUGGCUACACGCGCAAUGACUGGAUCUUGGGCUAUCUUUUCCGAGCCACUGGCGGGGGUUUGCUGACUGUGAGUGGUAUAUCUCCAAUCAAAAACAUACCCGGAGUCGAAAAUUUUGAUUGCUCGCUGUUUGUUGAGGGUCAUAUGUCAUACAGAAAGGCAAUUCCCAAGAUCCUAAAAGCUCUUGACUGGGAGGUUCUAAGUGACGAGUUCGCGGAAAUUGAAGAGCCGGAUAUUGAGCAAAGAGAACGACAACGAAAGUUGCUUGAUGAGUUCGACGAAGCACGGGCUAAAAUGGAAAGGGAAGCAAAGGAAGAGAAAACGAAACAGAAGUCCUGGAAAAAUUGGUUCAAACCGAAACAAAAGAAUUGGUGGGAGCUAUAUGAUGAGUCUGAGCAAACAGAAGCUGAAAAGACCAAUGAUCAAUUCGAAGAGUAUGACGAACUGGCUCAAAAUGUCUUCGAUGUCAAUGCACUUGUAAAAGAGGUUCAAGACAUCGAAAGAAUUGGGCAAGAGGCAACAGGCGAGACCUUGCAGGAGCUCCGAAACAACACCACUGAACAAGAUCUGCAUUACAGAGUCAAUGAAGAUAUAGAAGAAGAUGCAGAAAACUCAGCGGUCUUUAAGAACUUGGGAACCAAACUAGGGUCUCUUAGGCGUUGA
Metschnikowia bicuspidata var. bicuspidata NRRL YB-4993 is the source of this 2819-nucleotide messenger RNA. RefSeq lists its product as uncharacterized. The transcript is spliced from 2 exons. The record is from RefSeq and is a predicted model, not a curated record. Bases 33 to 2819 code for a protein of 928 amino acids. Lineage: Eukaryota; Fungi; Ascomycota; Pichiomycetes; Serinales; Metschnikowiaceae.